This is a messenger RNA of Tachysurus vachellii, 1034 nucleotides long. It is a transcript of the gene dtnbp1b, whose product is annotated as dystrobrevin binding protein 1b. The transcript has 4 exons. Bases 213 to 791 code for a protein of 192 amino acids. Gene Ontology annotation, cellular component: synaptic vesicle membrane; BLOC-1 complex; plasma membrane. The record is from RefSeq and is a predicted model, not a curated record. Gene Ontology annotation, biological process: regulation of synaptic vesicle exocytosis; platelet dense granule organization; negative regulation of protein kinase activity. NCBI's taxonomy places the organism in Eukaryota, Metazoa, Chordata, Actinopteri, Siluriformes, Bagridae.
CACUUCACACACACAUUUAGACACAGCAUCUCUGACAGCACCUCGCCUCACGCUGCAGCAUCGCUUCCUGGCGGAAGGCGUGUGUGUGUGUGACGGUCAGCGUGUGUGUGUGUGUCAGGAUGAGCGGCAGCAGAGUCGUGCUGUGAGCUGUGUGAGUGGAUUCCCUGCGCAUCCCAUCACUGAAAGCUCGGCGUGCUUCAUCUUCCAGCCGCAUGUCUUCUCCACGAUCCAGCAGCAGCAAGAGGAAUUCCUCGGAACUGGACUCGGAGCACGCUCAGAAGGUUCCAGAGGCAGAGUCAGGACAUCAGCAGGUGAAGCUGAAAGACAGGCAGAAGUUCUUCGAGGAGGCAUUUCAGCAAGACAUGGAGCAUUACCUGUCCACCAGCUAUCUGCAGAUCGCAGAGAGGAGAGAGCCAAUAGGAAGCAUGUCUUCCAUGGAGGUAAAUGUGGACAUGCUCGAGCAGAUGGACCUGAUGGACAUGUCUGACCACGAGGCCCUGGAUGUCUUCCUCAACUCUGGAGCAGAGGACAACAGCGUGGCUUCACCCAUGAUGGAACCGGACGUGGAGUCUUUCGGAGCCGAGAUCACCCUGCAGGUCCCGACACAGGCCGAACUGAGGCACAAACUCGCCUCGCUUUCUUCCACUUGCACCGACUCGGCCAGCCAGGACACCCAGGAAGAGGACGAUGAGGAUGAGAGGGGCGGAGUCAGGGACGAGAGGGAGAAGAUCCCACAAGCAGGACAAGAUCAACCGUCCAAGAACUGUGCAAAUCGUGACUCGUCCACAUAGACGAACGAUUUUUAAAACUGUGCUCCACCCUCAGUGUGUGUGUGUGUGUCUUGUGGUAUUUUAUGAUCUCAUGAGGUUUUGUAUUGUACAGAAAUCCCCUGGUACAGUAUGUGCCAUGCAGCAUUUAUCUGAUCCUCUUAUUAUAUUAUAUUAUAUUAUCUCCCAUUCCAGCUGAUGAGUCCACCUGCUCGCUUUAUAUAAAGCAGCGUCACCUGAGCUGUCAGUCUGAUUUUCAUGAUUCAU